CCCGCGAAAUCCCAUUUCCCUCUCCCCUAAAACCCUAACCUCCGAAGUCGCGCGGUCGCCGCCGCCGACGAACUUUGCGGCGGCGAUGGCGCUGUACCUGCUCUUCGAGUCGGCGUCGGGGUACGCGCUGUUCCACGCCCACGGCGUCGACGAGAUCGGGCAGGGCGUGGACGCCGCCCGCGCCUCCGUGCUCGAGCUCCAGCGGUUCAGCAAGGCCGUCAAGCUCGCCGGCUUCUCCCCCUUCUCCUCCGCCGUCGACGCGCUCAACCAGUGCAACGCCAUCUCCGAAGGGAUUAUGACUGAUGAGCUGAGGAGCUUCCUGGAGCUCAAUUUGCCCAAGGUGAAGGAGGGGAAGAAGGCUAAGUACAGCGUCGGGGUCAUGGAGCCCAAGGUCGGGUCCCAUAUCUCCGAGGCCACCGGGAUCCCCUGCCAGUGCAAUGAGUUCGUCCAGGAACUGCUCCGCGGAGUGCGGCUACACUUCGAUCAUUUCAUUGAUCAACUCAAGCCAACUGACUUGGAAAAGGCUCAGCUAGGCCUGGGGCAUAGCUAUAGCAGGGCAAAGGUUAAGUUCAAUGUGAACCGUGUGGAUAACAUGGUAAUUCAAGCGAUUUUUUUGUUGGAUACACUUGAUAAGGAUAUCAAUUCCUUCUCCAUGAGAGUGAGGGAAUGGUAUUCUUGGCAUUUUCCUGAGCUGGUCAAAAUCGUGAAUGAUAACUACGUUUAUUCUAAGAUUGCAAAGUUUGUGGUGAACAAAUCUGAUUUAGCAGAAAAAGACAUCCCAGCUUUAGCAGAUAUAAUUGGAGAUGAGGACAAGGCAAAAGAAAUUGUUGAAGCAGCAAAGGCAUCCAUGGGCCAGGAUCUUUCACCAGUUGAUUUGAUCAAUGUCCAACAGUUCGCUCAAAGGGUCAUGAAUCUAUCUGAAUACAGAAAAAAUCUUUAUGAGUAUCUAGUAACAAAGAUGAAUGACAUUGCACCAAAUCUGACAUCAUUGAUUGGUGAAAUUGUUAGGCUUGGAGCUCGGUUAAUCUCUCAUGCUGGCAGUCUUUCAAAUCUUGCGAAGUGCGCUGCUUCCACUCUUCAAAUUCUUGGCGCUGAAAAGGCACUUUUCAGAGCUCUGAAAACUCGUGGUAACACACCCAAGUAUGGCCUCAUAUUCCACUCAUCUUUUAUUGGCCGUGCGUCAACUAGGAACAAGGGCAGAAUAGCUCGAUACCUGGCAAAUAAAUGUUCCAUUGCCUCACGCAUCGACUGUUAUUCAGAGUUGAAUACCUCAGUUUUCGGUCAGAAGCUGCGCGAACAAGUUGAGGAGAGACUAGACUUCUAUGACAAGGGUAUUGCACCGCGUAAGAACCUUGAUGUGAUGAAAGCUGCUAUUAAUGAUAUGACAAAUGCCGUCUCAGAGGAUGGUGGUGAAAAAGAGAAGAACGACACAUCUGCUAAGAAAAAUAAGAAAAAGAAGUCUAAAGCUGAAGCUGAUGGUGAAGAAAUGGACCUUGAUAAGCCUGCCAAGGUUGCUGCAGAAGAGACUGAUCCAGAAAAUGAGAAUAAGAAGAAAAAGAAGCACAAGCUAGAGGAGCCACAGGAUCAGGAGAUGGCAGUCAAUGGCAAUCUCGAACAAGAUGAAACUCCCAAGAAGAAGAAAAAGAAGAAGCCGGAGGCUUCAGAAGAUGUUGAGCCUAGGACAGCCACUGAAGGAAAGAAGAGAAAGAAGAAAAAGUCCAAAACAUUGUUGAUAAUGAGUCAUGAUCAACUUAAGUGUCAAGGAUAACAUUGCUGCUCUGGUUAGAGCUUCCUUGUAACAUUGCUGCUGUUCUGGGUAUCAAAAUUCUAGUUAGGGCCUAGGGGUUCCUCUAAGAGUUACAUGUGAUGCAUAUCACCUUGGAUGGAGCCUUUUCUUUUCAGAUAGCUUAAUUACCAUCUUAUCGUAGUAUCGCCUGUGAAAUCCCAAACAUGUAUACAAGUUUGCAUUGUAAUCUGACUCAUGGGGCAGCACAUGUCCUUGUUGCCAGUCAAGAAUGUUGCAGGUUUGUGUUGCAGCUAGCUAAUCACUUGCGUUGCAGAGAUGAUGCAAAACUGCGUUUGCUCUUGCUCCUCCUCCUCUUGAUCUUCCUGUCUGAUGCGAGGUUCUUCUUCCUGUCUACUUCAAGGGUGUUCUUCCUGUCUACAGCGAGGUCCUUCAGUACCUGUUCGACUUCUUGAACAACACCAAGUCUUCUGAGCCAUCCUGCAAGCAGCUGAGAAGGUUCUUGGCCAAUAAUAACGCCGUUCUCCUCGAGCUCUGUCAAAAAUGCCAGUGCUCCUUCUAGCCUGUUCACCUUCUCAUAAGCCCCCAAUAUCAAAGCAAUGCAUUUGUUGCACGGUGUGAUUCUCGCGCUUCUCAUAUUCCGUGUUACUAUCAUCGCUUCGUUGAUUCGAUCCGCGAGGCAGUAAGCAUUCACCAGAAGUGCGCAAAGCUUUGUGUCAGGUACUAUCCCUGCGAA
Messenger RNA from Oryza sativa Japonica Group (Japanese rice), 2480 nucleotides. Lineage: Eukaryota; Viridiplantae; Streptophyta; Magnoliopsida; Poales; Poaceae. The record is from RefSeq and is a predicted model, not a curated record.